Messenger RNA from Rubroshorea leprosula, 745 nucleotides. Lineage: Eukaryota; Viridiplantae; Streptophyta; Magnoliopsida; Malvales; Dipterocarpaceae. The record is from the annotation of a GenBank genome assembly.
CUAGAAUUUUUCGCGGCAAACAAACAGACGAUAACGGCAGGCACGUAUCUCUGUGCGCGACAACACGAUGAUAUACAUUGAUUCUGAUUUCCAGAAUUUUAAUCCUAGAUUCAAGUUAGGUAAAGCUGAGGAACACAACCAAACAAGUUCCAUCUACUCCAACAAAAACAGUUUGUGCUUUGUUUCCCUAGAAAAGAUAAUUGUGAGUGUUGAGGUAGACAAAGAUAAAGUUGGACAUGGAGAUGAUGAUGAUGAUGAUGAUGAUAGUGAAUUUGAUAUGCUUUUAAAGUCAGAUCAGUGAUCUACCAAAUAAACCUUACCGUGUUACUAUGAUCCAUCUGUCAGGCCAUCAGUACAGAACAAAUACAAAGUUCUUCAUGCAUGGGAGAAAUCUCGAUUGAUCCUUCUUGAUAUGUGAACAGAAGGUUGGGAAUUUUUUCCUCUGGAACCAGACGCAUGAUCUUCCCUGUGAUGCAGUCAAUUAAUGGAUUUAUAGCCUAGACUUCAUCCGAGAGACUAGAUGGAUGGCCUUUGGAGCAUAAGCAACGGAUUACCACAAGAUGGACCAUGAGAACUUGAGAUAUUAUUUGCUCCACCUUAAAGGGCAGUGUUAGAGUUCACUAAGUGCUCGUUUUCUUGGCUGGAAGGAAUGAUUACUCCUUAGUCAAAUUAUAUACUCACAAAUUUGUGAAACUCCUUUUAGAACUUAGAGAUAUGUAUUCCUCAAUAUAGUCAUGAUUUCUAC